This is a messenger RNA of Rhopilema esculentum, 5706 nucleotides long. RefSeq names its product echinoderm microtubule-associated protein-like 6. NCBI's taxonomy places the organism in Eukaryota, Metazoa, Cnidaria, Scyphozoa, Rhizostomeae, Rhizostomatidae. Gene Ontology annotation, molecular function: microtubule binding. The record is from RefSeq and is a predicted model, not a curated record.
AUAAUUGGAAUGUUUCCUAUUUCAAUAAAAAAAUAUCUUUAUAAAUAUCGUUAUUAGGUCAUUUUUAGCAGCGAACAGGCUGGCACACAGUGAAUACUUGAUUGAAAUGGAAGGGCAAUUUGGAGAUCAAUUUAUGUAUUUAAUUGAUAGCUUUUCUCUAUUUCGAUAAUUAGAAUUGAAAUAAUAAUGAAAUGAGAUGAAAUUGUAAUGGCGUAACCAGACAGGGUGCUUGGGUGCGUAUGCAUCCCCAGAUACCUUUUUCAUAGAAUUAUUUGGCGAAAAAGGUCCCAUUGUAGCCAUCUCCCCUGUUUUUUCCCGUUAAGUCAAUGACCACGGUUGAAUAUUGUUAAGCUCGUGGAAGUUUAGAUAUUUAUACUUUAUACUACAGUUUCCUGAUGGUCCUGUUCUGUACACAAGCGUGUGCAACUCGGCAUCGAGCGCUUUAUAACAGACCGGUAAACUACAAUCUUUAUUAUAGUUCAUAUGCAUGUAAACUCAAAGCUUUUCGAUAGCGCAAGUAUGCAAGUGAUAGGAAUGGCGAUACAAGGUUUUCAUGGAGAGAAUGCAGUCACUAAAAUCAAUGCGUAUCGUAGCAAUGGUUCUAAAUGACAUUGCUGGGGCACGAGGGUGGGAUGGAACAGAACAUUUUUGUUACAGAGAUAGCUAUAUGGAUGAACACUGCCGGAAUUAUCACCAAAUUUUGAAACAUCCCGAAAAAAGUUCAACUGUAUGCCAAAAUGGCACGACAAUAAGAAAACGAAAAACAAUUUCUACUUGGUCACUUUUUUCAUAUCUCAAUAUUGAUAAUUUCUAGGAUAUUGUCUGAAACUGAAAUUUUUAUGUUCUAAGAUUUUGCCAAUCAAAUCCUUUAUCAAUGACAUUUGUAAGAGGGGGUGCUUUGGGUGUUAGAACCGGCAAACCUGUAAAACUUUUAAAUAAAACCAGGAAACCGGGCUAAAAUUAGGAAAACCGAAUAUCCGAUUCCGAAAUCCUGCAGGCUUUCGAGAAAAAACCCGAAACCUGGUGAUUAAUAUCGUUAAAACCCCCCAAGACGUGAGAUACCAAAGCGGACAUAUUACCCUUUGUUAUCUAUCAGUGGACACAUUGCUUUAUCGCUGCCCAGCUAUAGAGAUUGCUUAGACCAUUUUUGUGUUUUUAAUCGUAUUUAUGUAUUUUUCAAUAGUUCAACAAGUUGCGAUAAAUUAUUCACGUUGCUGGUUAAAGAGAUCGGGUGUUAGCAACGAGUUGGUAGCAACCAAUGUCAUUGAAGAUGUAAACACCCGCGCUCAAAGCCUUUCAGGGUUUGUGACUCAACAACAACAGUUAAAGAUGGCUGACUUGAAAGGGCAGUGAGUAGGGUUACUAUACAGACCAAGAUGUCGGCCAGAAGCCGCACAACAAACAUGGGAGCACCAGGAACAAAAUCUAAAAAGAAAGAAGUUCCUUGGGAGAAGCUCAUGAAAGAACAAACUGAUUUUGACAACGGGCAAGCAAACUUGAGAACAGCAAAGAGCGACGGCCUAGCUUUUGACCAGACGAUGGACGAUCUGGGAUACUCCCCAAAAUCAUCGGUAACAUACAGUGGAGUUAAUGAUACAAAAUCUCUUUUUGAUAAUAGCCUUCAGCGAGGACAUACAAAGCCAAACUUUAACUUGAAUGAAUCGAUGAACUCUCUUACUUUAAGACAAAAUAGACCACCAAGAAGUUCCCCAACGGCAGCCGCUCCUUUUGAUGCAACUGUACGUCAUAGUAGUCCAGGAAGAACAAGUAACGGCUUCCACCGAACAUCGCCAACAUUAAUAAGGAAAAACAUGAAUUCUUUUGGACCACCAGAUCCUCAAAUAAACCCAGAGAUUGAAAAUGCUGUUAUCUCUUUUUGCUUCAUUGACCUUGUUGACAUUUUGAGAUACUCAAACAAUAUGGUCAACACUGAAAUUCUAAGGGAAAUGUUACGAAAAGACAUUUUGGUCUGGUUAGAUGCCUUCUCGAUGUAUAUGACAGUUAUAUGCAGUGCACAUCCAAUUAGGUUGCAUGAUCUUUUGAAAUAUCAAAGAAACAUUAUAUGGAUAUAUAGAGAAACUGAGGACACAUCUGCUUGGUGGAGAUAUGACAUAGCAUUUAGACGCAAAGCUGAACUACGUCAGAUCCAAGAUUGGAGUAUUAUUGAUAGAGAUUUGUAUGGUGCUGCCUCUUCUGAAAGAGUUAGGGAAGGAUUCUCAUGUGUACCAUGUCUGUCAAAUGAGCAUGUUUUAAGAAAAUGUCCAUUUGGAGAAGGAGCCAAGAAGGGUUACCCAGUGAUUGAUCUAAAUGGCACAAUUGCUUCAAACAAUGAAGCUAUGGAAAGGGCCCUGGCCAACCCAGAGAAGCUUCUUAAAAAGCCAAAUGAUGGUCUAAAGCUGAAGUUUGCAUUUGGGUACCAUGGCUACAAUGCUUGUAACAAUAUAUUUUACACACAAAGCAAUGAAAUAGUCUUCCACACAGCUGCUCUUGGCAUUGUGUAUAGCCCUAAAACUCAUGAGCAAAGGUUCUACAGUGGCCAUGAUGAUGAUGUUCUAUGUCUGACUAUUCAUGAUGACCAAGACUUUGUUGCAACUGGUCAGAUUGGUAAAAAUCCCUCAACACAUGUAUGGGAUGCCAGAAGUAUGAAGACGGUUGCCAUUCUCAAAGGUUUCCAUAGAAGAGGAAUCAUCUGUGUUGACUUCUCUGGUGAUGGAAACAUGCUGGCAGAUGUAGGAAUGGAUGAUGACCAUUGCAUAUGUGUUUGGGACUGGAGAAAACAGGAAAAAAUUGCAUCUACAAGGGGUCACAAAGAUGUCAUUUACAACUUGGAAUGGAACCCAUAUGAAGUCAACCUAUUUGUUAGUGUUGGUGUUAAGCAUAUCAAGUUCUGGGCAGUUGAUGGCAAAAAGAUCGUGAAAAGAACUGCUACAUUUGGAAAGGCAGGAGAAUUGGGCGACAUGCUUUGUGUGUGCCACAGUCCUUAUGAGCAUUUGUGCUAUACUGGUAGUUCAACUGGCGAAAUAUAUGUUUGGCAAGGGUCAACAUUUAGGAAAAGGAUGCCAGCACAUAAAGGUCCUGUCUACGCAAUGUUUGCACUGUUGCAGUCGGAUGAUAAGGGAUUUGUCAGUGGAGGAAAAGACGGCGUUGUUGUUCUUUGGGAUGAAAUGUUCAGCCAGCCAUUACGUGCGUUUCAAAUUGAGACCUCCAAAUUUCCACCUGGUACGAUACUCCUUCAUGAAAAGCCACCAAUCCGAUCUUUGCAUACUGACGAGGGAAGAAUCGUCGUUGGGACUGGGCAUGAUGACGUCAUUCAAAUUUUUGCUGAUGGGUCAAUGGAAAUGAUUCUUCAGGGCCACGGAGAAGGUGAGUUAUGGGGCCUAGCCGUUCAUCCCCGUGAACCAGAGUGCGCCACAGUCAGUGAUGAUAAAACUCUCAGGAUAUGGAGUUUAAGCGAGUGCCAAAUGAAAAGGGUUGCCGUGCUUCGAAAAGGAGGCCGCUGCCUCGAUUACCAUCCUACUGGAGAUACUAUAGCUGUUGGUUUAAAUGACGGGAGUUUCAUGAUUGUGGAUGCAAGAUCUUUGCAAACAUUAAUACAUUUGAAAGACAGGAAAGAAGAGCUCUCCGAUAUCAAAUUCUCCCCAGAUGGCAAAUUUGUGGCAGCUGCGUCUCACGACAAUAUGCUUGAUAUUUACAGUGUUAAGCGAGGCAAAAAGUGUGCAACGUGUACUGGAAAUUCCAGUUAUCUUACACAUUUUGAUUGGGAUAAACGAGGCCAGAUGAUACAAACAAACUCAGGUGCUAGAGAACAUCUUUUAUUCGAAGCCCCAUCCGGCAAAAGGAAAACAAUGAGCAUUGAUGCAGUAGCUAGGGUAGACUGGGCCACCUUCACUUGUGUCAUAGGACCAACGGUUAGAGGUAUAUUCCCUCCAAUGACUGACGUCACAGAUGUCAAUGCAACCAGUAGAAGCAAGGACUAUAAGCUAAUUGCCAGCGGAGAUGACUUUGGUCAAGUGAAACUCUUUCAAUAUCCUGUUCUGCAACGUGGUGCUCGUCCGCGCGUCUACAAAGGACAUUGUAGUCACGUGACAAACGUUCGGUGGACGAAUGACGAUAAAUUUCUACUCAGUACGGGUGGAAUGGAUGCCAGUUUGCUUGUAUGGGAAAGAAUCGAAAUCGGACCCGAGGAUGACGAUAAACCCUCAGAGAGAAUCCAACCAAAGUUUUUACCAAGUGGAACAAUUAAGAAUCCUGUUUCAAAAGGUAAACCUGUUUGGGAUGACUGACGAAAAUACAAAAACCUGUUAUAGCAACGUUGGCAACAUGGUGAGUUCCUCUGGGAUGGUCGUGAACAUUUGCAGGAAUCUCGAGGGCACUUGGCAACCGUGCAAGUCAUCAUGGGAAAGUUGGCACACGUUGCUGAGUGCCCCCCAGGAAACGGUGCCCCAAAGGCAUUUUGGGGUAGAUUGCCUUCCAGCAUCUUGACCCUGUUUCCAGUUAAAAAGGUAUGAAGAAGGAGCAACUUCGCAGUUGAAGCAAACACUGGCUUACCCAGUGACAUUUUGCAACUUCUAGAAAGGAAAUCAAUUUUUAGAUAUUUGUUAUCGUCCUACGUGUAAUGACUAAAUGAAAUGAUCGUCGUUGAAGCUGUUGAAGAGAUGUCGAGGGGUCAUUCUUAUCGUUAUUUUGAUUGUAAAAUUUUUAAAUGUCUAUUGUUACUGUCAUUUUGUAGUUAAGGAUAUUGUAUUGAAAUUAAAGCUAAAAUCUUUGUUUCGUGAUAUUUUGUGGUAUCAAGGUAUUAAUAAACAAGCACACUUUGAAAUACCUCAAUAUUAUUUAAAGGUAUCAGCCAAGAUGACGACUGUGUUUGACUUCCAACCCCCCAUUGAAUAUCCUACUUGUAGAUAACCCUAGUGAGCGAUAUUCUGCUCUUGGCAUUGAUACGUCAUCAACGAAGAAGGCCUUCUUAUUCGCAAACCAUGCAUCACGGUGAUAUGAACGAGAAUCUGGAAUGAAAUAUCUGCAACCCUGAAAUUCGUUAUAAAAAAUGUUUAUAACGUAAAGCAGUGUUGUUUAAAAUGGCCAAACGAAAACGAAAUGGUGAUGUUUUUCGAUUUUACGAAACAGGCAUUCGCGUUUCCAAGUAAACUAAAACGUUUAAUAAUGUUCAGAUUCACUGCUCGAAUUGUACUUUUUAUAUCCUUUAUCGAUAUAUCAGUUAGAUGGCCAGAUUAUUGGAGAAAAACAAAUGAUAUCAUCUAAUGACAAGACUAAUGCAUUAUGUCUAAAACUUCUUUACACAAACAACUCUUUAAUUGUUAAGGUUUCCCCUAUUUUUUUUAAGACCCUUUCCACCUCUGCUGUACUCGAUGUCAUACUUUCUUGGAACAUACCCCAAGCCCCCCAACCCCCAACCCCCUCUGAGCGUAUCUACAUCGUAAAUGCCUCCUACAAUAGAGGUGACAAGAAUAAAACUGUUUAUUUUUCCUUUUUACUGAUGAAAACUUUUUUACUUGAUGAGGCGUUAUAUGCAUGUAUUUAAUGGGAAUUCAGGUAUUUGUAAAACACUGUAUUUCUUUCUACAUUCGCAAUAUAUAUUGUAGCUGAAAUAUUAUAAGGGUAUUUUAUAUGCUUUAAUUUUUGGGCUAUUUAAAUAAAGGAUUUACUGUAUUGAAAUUAUUAGCAUUAAACAAACUAUUAUCUCGUAAA